This is a messenger RNA of Ostreobium quekettii, 254 nucleotides long. Lineage: Eukaryota; Viridiplantae; Chlorophyta; Ulvophyceae; Bryopsidales; Ostreobiaceae. The record is from the annotation of a GenBank genome assembly.
GUUCAAGAACCACGGUGCGGCUUGUGACCCGCAUGGGGAACCCUGGUGCCAAUGGGCCCUUUGCUCCACUGGUGCGCAUUUUGAGGCAGUUUGUUGGUGCCAAGCGGUUCAAUCAGCUCAGAGGGAAGGCCAUCUCGCUGCACUCGCAAGUUAUCAAACAAUUCUGUAGCCAGGUUGGCUCCUCCAAAAAGCAAGCACAGGGGGUGAUCCGGUUGGCGAAAAAGAAUGGCGAAAAGCUGGGAUUCUUGGCUUGA